Molecule: messenger RNA, 1303 nt
Organism: Aegilops tauschii subsp. strangulata
Lineage: Eukaryota; Viridiplantae; Streptophyta; Magnoliopsida; Poales; Poaceae
Source: RefSeq, a predicted model, not a curated record
AUGGCAGCCGGCUUGGCGUUUCGCGUGGCGGUGCUCGCCGCCGUCCUGCUGGUCCCUUUCCUCGGCCCGCCGGCCGUGAAGGCGCAGCUCGGGCAGGUGAGGAAGUACUGCGGCAGCCAGUUCGCCCUCGCCAGCCAGGCCUGCGCCAUCCUCCCGCCCACCAGCCCGGAGCACCGCCAUCGCGACGACGAUGAUGAGGACGAGGAUGAUGAUGACGAGGACGAGGACGAGGAUGAGGACGACGACGAGGACGACAAGGGAGGCGGCGGCGGUGGAGGCGGAGGCGGAGGCGGGGGCGGGGGCGGUGAUGAUAGUGGUGGUGGCGGCGGCGGCGGUGGCAACGCGACAUCCCUGAUCACGGUCGACCCUGAUGUGCUCCACGUGGCUGUAGCCCGCAACGGCACUGUCCGUGCCGGCCACCGUCGCACUAGGCGGACUCGUCGCAGGCGCCGCCACCACCACCGCCGCCGCCGCCGCCGCCGCGGACGCCACGUGGGCGAGGGGGAGGACGAAGGCGAGGGCGGCGAGGGCGAGGACGAGGAUGAGGACGAGGACCAGGACGACGAGCAGGACGACGAUGACGAGGACGAGGACGAGGACGACGACGACGACGACGACGACGAUGACGACGAUGAGGAGGACGAGCACCGCGCGUACCGGGACUGCUGCCGGUGGCUGAAGGAGGUGGAGCCCGGGUGCGUGUGCGAGUCGCUGCUCCACCUGCCCAUGUUCCUCGUCAAGCCGCAGCACAAGUACACCCUCCGGGUCGGCAAGACCUGCGAGGUCACCUACCGCUGCGGCGGCGGCCGCGCCAUGUAGCAACCCCGCACGCACAGACGAGGAGGAGCCAAGUCACAGACUGGUUGGUUAUCUACAGCUACGUACGUACACCGAUCCUACUUCAGAAUCCUUACUGGUAAGUGCGGCAUAGAAAGUAAUCAAGGAUGCCGCCUCGUAUGAUCCUUUGCCGUGUUACCACGGGUUUGCCAUCGGCGUUUUACUGCGUAUAUACCACGGCCUCGUUUGGGCUAAGCAGGUGGUGUAUACGCUUAGCAGUUUUAUGUGACAGCACUAUGUGUGUACCUAUAGAUAUGGUGUGUGUGUGUGUGAGAGUGUUGUACUUGUACUCGAGCACCCGAUAUGUUUGGAGACCAUGCAUGCAAAGCUCGGGUACUCUAUAUAGGUUGCCGUAUAGCAAAGUAGAAAUAAGAAAAAUGUAACUGUAACUGUAACUGUAAUCGUGCUACUCUGUCUAAUUUUAGGCUGUCUGCAAGAUAUGCAAUACAAAUGUCAUUCGUACGUA